UGCAAUAUGGCCGCCCACAGUGAGGGGUCAGCUAGCUAGCCAUUUCUGUAAACACUUUUAAAUAGCACUUCCACGGGAUUAUACUCGGUGCUACGCUGUGUCACAAUGUGGACUCAAAUCCGCGCAGUUUGUACUCAAAGGCACUACGCUUGUCGAAGAACUUUUUUUGCCGUAGCUCAUUUAAAUCCGUCACGCUACCGACGUCACGCUAACCACUUGAGCCAACAAGCAGCCGCACUUUACGGACAUCAUGCUUCCACCUGCCAAGCUCUGGUGUACAGAAAUCACGGAGACCCUUCCAGUGUCAUCCGUUUGGAGGAUUUGGACCUUCCGCAGCUGGGUACAAAAGAUGUUUUGCUGAAAAUCCUAGCAGCUCCCAUCAACCCGUCUGACAUCAACAUGAUCCAAGGCACGUACGCCAUUCUCCCUGACCUUCCUGCUGUGGGCGGUAACGAAGGAGUGGCCCAGGUGAUGGAGGUGGGCAGCCAGGUGACGUCCCUCCAAAUAGGAGACUGGGUCAUUCCGAAAGAUGCCGGCGUGGGGAUGUGGAGGACGGCAGCCAUCUUGAAAGAGGAUGAUGUCAUCUCGGUGCCAAAUGAUAUUCCCAUGUUGUGUGCUGCCACGCUGGGGGUGAACCCUUGCACUGCGUUUAGGAUGCUCUCAGACUUUGAGAGCCUCAAGCCUGGUGAUUCAGUAAUCCAGAAUGCAGCCAACAGUGGAGUUGGACAGGCGGUCAUUCAGCUGGCUGCAGCCAGGGGAAUAAACACCAUUAACGUGGUCCGAGACAGGCCAGAGUUCACACAGCUCAGUGAUAGGCUGAAGGCCCUUGGAGCCAGUCACGUGAUCAAGGAGGAAGACCUCAGGCGACCCGAAAUGAAGGAACUAUUUCAGACAUGCCCAAGGCCUAAAUUGGCCUUGAAUGCAGUCGGAGGAAAGAGUGCGACUGAGCUGCUUCGUCAUCUACAACUUGGAGGGUCCAUGGUGACGUAUGGGGGGAUGUCCAAACAGCCAGUGACUGUCCCAGUGAGUGCUCUUAUUUUCAAGGAUGUGAAAAUCUGCGGCUUUUGGGUGACACAAUGGAAGAGAGAGCACUCACAUGAUUCAACAGCAUUCCGCUCCAUGCUGGACCAACUCUGCUCCCUCAUUCGCCAGAAGAAACUGAGCGCUCCCGCCUGCACCGAGGUCCGUCUCCACGACUACAGGAAAGCCCUGGACGACGCCAUGCAGCCGUUCACCUCCGCUAAGCAGGUCCUGAUCACGUGACUCUUUGCUGGUUCGUCACGCAAUAAAUGUCGAGUUGAAUAUUUACUAUCAUUAUCAUGGGUCAUAUUUGUUGCUAAGAUAAUCCACAUAAGGAUUGAGGCUGGUUGUGUUAUGGUUUUAUUAGGGGCUAUAGCUAACAUGAUAGUGUUGGUUGGAGAGGAACAGCAUAUAUAUAUAUAUAUAUAUAUAUAUAUAUAUAUUUUUUUUUUUUUUUUAACUUCAACAUAAUGGUGUAAGACAGGGGUCUCAAACUCGCGGCCCGCGGGCCAAAUGCAGCCUGCGAGACGAAGUUUAAUGUUGAAAUGACAGCUUAAAGCUGUGUGCACACCGGACACAAUUAACAUGAUUUUGCCCCGCCUAUACUGUUACCCUACCCUGUUAUCCUGUUUUGCUUUGGAUUAGCAAUGAAGCUAAAGGCUUAUGACGCUGGGUACAAAUAAACGCAGGAAAUGAUUUGGAAUAAAACGGAAAAUACACGUCAAGAUAAAGCAUCUCAUCAAACAUGUUGUUAAAGUUACGACGCUGCUCCCAGACGGAACUGAGUACGAUGCUAACUUGCUAAUUGGGUAAAAUUAUUAAGUUUCAUUAAUGUUCAUGUUAAAGGUUAAAUAACUGUUAAUACUGUACAUUUGAAUCUGAAAAAAAUAAUUUCUCUACCAACUGUAUGUGGUUUCUUAUGUUUUUCUUAUUUGCUGUUUUAUUAUUAUUUUACUUAUUUAUUACUAAUUGAUUUAUUGUCUUUAUUCUUAAUUUGUUUAUUUUUUUAAUCUUAUUUUGUGUAUAGAAAAAUAAAAAUUAAGAUAUUUGAGAACAGUGGAAUGUUUUAUCAGAUAUUUUGGUGUGGAAAACCGGAACCAAAGUACUGAAAAAGUGUAGGGUAUAGCAGAAGCAAAAGCAUUGAAGAUAUUUUUUUUAUUUUUUUUUUUUCCAGUUUUUAAUAAAUGCGUUUUGGGGUUUUUUUUGAAAACCUGAUGCGGCCCGGCUUCACCCAGAACCUAGCUCCGGUGGCCCCCAGGUAAAUUGAGUUUGAGACCCCUGGUGUAAGACAUUAUUAAAAUUAACAGUUCUUGCAUCGAUACAGGACAUUAAGUGGCGAUGGUUUCGGAAUUUUGGUUGAGAAUGGAACCUAAUCAGAGCGUCAAUUUGCAGACCGCAACACCAUUAUGAUAGACAAAAACAAAAUGGUGACUGAUAGUAAACAAAAAUAGGAAUUAAAAAUGCUGAUUAAAAACAAACAGGAUACUUUCAGCCACAGAGAGAACGAGAAACGAACCACCGCCAAUGAAACUCGCCGCUUCUGUCACCAGGCAGCGCUCGUACCUUUCGUAAUCGACUUCUCGCGCCGCGCACACGUGGUCCACGCGGCAGGCGCCGUCGCACUCGCUGAGGUCAUAGCUCACCGAGUUGAAAUCAUAGUACUUCUGUAACUGGCAGCGGUCUGCAGAGAUUCCGUCCAGGAGCCGGUCCAUGGAGGCAGGGGAGGCAUCGGGGACGCGGAAACUCUCGGUGAGGCGGUAUUCCUUCUCCCAGCGAUCCCGGGCAGUGUUGGCAUGAGUCAGGUUCAGGUAGUAGGUCACCACGUCCUGCGUGGGGAAGACAUGGCAUCAGGUCUGGCAUCUUAGCGGCAUUUAUGUUCAAAGUCUUACUUUGACUAGGAGGGUUUGGGUGUCAUAUUCAAAGAUCCGAAUGCCAGGAUUGUUGGCGCCGUGCUUGACUCCGGGGAGUGUCGUCUCCCACGGUGUCACCCCAGGGGUGAGGAACAUUGUGCUGAUAGGAGAACCUGCAGGAACAGAGACUGUGAUGUCAGUCCAGGCAAAAAAUUGUGUUAGGCUCCAGCAUACCCGCAACCCUAGUGACAAUAAGUGGCAUAAAACAUAGAUGUAUAUGUUCUCCGCCAUCUUGCAGCAAACACUGUGUGGACGUUACCCUCUGGGUUGUAGAACAUGCGGAACGUAUCGGUGUGAUGAUGUCCAAAGAAUUGUCCCAUGAUGACGGAAUGGUGCUUCUGGAUCAAUUCCAUGUAUCGCUUGUUGAAGUGUUUCCUGAACCAGGACUUGUUUCUCUUCUUCUCAAACAUGCCUGGAGGUACGUGACCGAUGAUGUACACCUGUGGGUCAAAACCCAAACAUGAGGUAGCAUAAGUGGGUGUGGCUUUGCUAUCAUGGUCAGGGCUGUAAUACACUAGUACACUUUAUUCCUGUUUGAAACUCUUCCAUCACUUUUAACUUUGAAUAACUUAAUUCCUUAUAGGAGGCUGCACGGUGGUUGAGUGGUUAGCACGCAGACCUCACAGCUAGGAGACCAGGGUUCAAUUCCACUCUCGGCCAUCUCUGUGUGGAGUUUGCAUGUUCUCCCCAUGCAUUCCAAAAAACAUUCUAGGUUAAUUGGCGACUCCAAGGUAUGAAUAAGGCUCCAAGGUAUGAAUGUGAGUGUGAAUGGUUGUUUGUCUAUAUGUGCCCUGUGAUUGGCUGGCGACCAGUCCAGGGUGUACCCCGCCUCUCGCCCAAAGACAGCUGCGAUAGGGUCCAGCACCCCCCGCUACCCCGCAGUAGAAAAUUAAUGAAUUAAUAAUUAUAGCGGCUCGCAGCUAGGAAACCAGGGUUCAAUUCCAACCUCGGCCAUCUCUGUGUGGAGUUUGCAUGUUCUCCCCGUGCAUGCGUGGGUUUUCUCCGGGUACUCCGGUUUCCUCCCACAUUCCAAAAACAUGCUAGGUUAAUUGGCGACUCCAAAUUGUCCAUAGGUAUGAAUGUGAGUGUGAAUGGUUGUUUGUCUAUAUGUGCCCUGUGAUUGGCUGGUGACCAGUCCAGGGUGUACCCCGCCUCACGCCCGAAGACAGCUGGGAUAGGCUCCAGCACCCCCCGCGACCCUCGUGAGGAUAAGCGGUAGAAAAUGAAUGAAUGAAUAUUUUCCUUACCUUUUCUUUGUUUUUGGUCGCCUCUGCUAGGACCUGAUCCGCCCAGCUAAACUGUCCCGCGGGGUCUUCAUCAUUUUGGGUCAGCAUGUUGUUGCUAUAGUAUAGAUUGGUGUUGAGCACCAACAUCCUGAAACCAGUUCUAUUUAGCAGCUUUUCCGUAUAGUAUCCACCUGCAUGUAACACACAUUCAUAUCUCCUUAUAUCUCCAUUAAGAAGACAUCACUGAUCGCCAGGCUUAAAACAACCACCUUUCCGGAAUGUUACACCGGACUCGGGCUCCAACCAAUGCUGCCACAUUUGGGCUGUUUCGUCGUACAUGAAGCUCGGGCCUCCAGGCAGUUGGCUCUUGGGGUGGUAGUCAUGGUUACCCAGGGCAGAGUACACUUUAGUUCCUGCACACAGACAAAUAACAUUUAUGAGGCCAUACUGAAAAGUCAUUUCUCUGACUUCCCUUUUUCCGAGUGUGACAUACUUGGGAAAACCUCAUUUAUGAGGUCUGUAAGAUUUCUGAUAAUGCUCAGUACUGCCUCUGUGCCCAGUUUCUGGUCGGGAACGUGCGGUGUGUCGUCUCUGUGUGAAAUAAUACAAGCAUGGAAAAAUUGUAUUCCCAUUGGGGUGUUUUUUUAGGAGACCAGGUGCACAGAUUUACGAUUAAAGCACAUAAUCAUUUAAUCUCAUUUUAUAUUUAAAAUAAUAAAAAAUAUAUAUUUAAAAUAAAAUUUAAAAUAUUUAAAAUCUUAACAUAUAUUCUAAAAGAGAAUUACAGUGGAACCUCUGAGGUUGAAUAACAAGCAGUAACAACACACAGUAAUGCCUUGCAAAAUCAUUUUGAUUAUUUUUAUUAAGAAUUAAUUAAUUAUUGCUGUUUUGUGGUUAACUACAGCUAAUUAGUCAUCAAAAAUAUGCAUAUUUAAGCAAUUUUUAAAGUCUUUUUGGCCUAAAUAAAGCAUUUCAAGUAUAAAAAUUGCUGAAUGAAGGAAAAUACAAGACCUGGGUACACCUGCUAUAGGCCUACAAUACAGGAAGUUAUUGUUCAGUAUCCUCUGCACUGAUUGCCUCACCAUCGUACAACACGUGUUGCGAC
This is a messenger RNA of Doryrhamphus excisus (bluestripe pipefish), 5261 nucleotides long. RefSeq names its product mitochondrial trans-2-enoyl-CoA reductase (gene mecr). The record is from RefSeq and is a predicted model, not a curated record. Lineage: Eukaryota; Metazoa; Chordata; Actinopteri; Syngnathiformes; Syngnathidae. Gene Ontology annotation, molecular function: oxidoreductase activity. Gene Ontology annotation, cellular component: mitochondrion. Gene Ontology annotation, biological process: fatty acid metabolic process.